This is a messenger RNA of Dibothriocephalus latus, 1023 nucleotides long. The record is from the annotation of a GenBank genome assembly. NCBI's taxonomy places the organism in Eukaryota, Metazoa, Platyhelminthes, Cestoda, Diphyllobothriidea, Diphyllobothriidae.
AUGCAACUUUUAGACAAAAACCUUCGGACAGACGUAUUGCCCCAACGCGGUAGUCGCAUUGGACGUCAACCAAACGCAAUAAAGUAUUACUGCGUGCGUGAAAUCUCCCAACUGGCCGGCAAGAGCGAACCGGUAAACAACAACACGGAUCAGGCCUCACGUUCGAGAUCCUCGAAUUCACCGAUUGUUGCAGCGGCGGUCAAGAAAGACGACGAGGCUGUCCGAUGUUCAGGUGUCACCAACCGAAUCUCCCCAACGACCCACCACACCGAUGUCGCCAAACACCCGGCAUCCACUAUGGCCACGGUAAAUGCAGGGUCCGGGCACGGUGGAACAUCAAAGCAGCACAGGCCUCUGGCGGAUAUGCACCUCUCUGGCUGCCACAGCGAUGCAAAACGCGCCAAAAGAGCCAUCUGCGAUCCAGCCGCUACCAGCAGCUCCGGAUCCGCGCCUGGUGGUGGAGGAGUCACUUGGGAGAACGUUAAUCCUCUCCUAAUACCUGGUGUCAUUAACAGAAUUGGCAUAGAAGGGGCUCGGGGAACGGUUGGUUGGCCCCGCAAGUUCAUGCAAAACGGCCUUGGUGGCGAUGCUGGCGAUUCUCGUCCUUCCCAGCAAGUUUCCGGGGACAGCGUGGACGGACAGAUACAUCAGUUGGCACUUUCACAACCACCAUCGCAUAAUCAUCAACGUCAUCCGCAGCAGCAGCAGCAGCAGCAACAUCGACCCUAUCUCACCCAAUUGGAGGCUUAUCAGAUGGAAAAUGGCAAGACGAUGAGUAGCGAUCGUUCAGCCGACGUCUGCUUCAGUGCGUGUGACGUGUCUUCUUCUACUGUUACUACUACUACUACCUCGAACGACCAAUCGGUCGACAUUCUUCGUAGCUUGAUCAAACAGAUAAUCCACGAAUCUGCUGGUGCUACCACCGGCCAAGUACUCGGCACUGCCGCUAUCGAUUCGACCGCAACACACAGAACAAGUCCCUCCUCUACCACGACAACCCUUUCCCGACACUCGAAUGACACU